GCCUGUAGGCGGCGGUAGAGCACAGUGUGGUGACCCAUUCAUUCGGCGCAGAAGGAGCGCACGCCGUGUGUGGUUUUGUUGAAGAUGGCCGAGUAUUUGGCCUCUAUUUUCGGGACAGAGAAAGACAAAGUUAACUGCUCUUUCUACUUCAAAAUUGGAGCGUGCCGCCAUGGGGACCGGUGCUCCAGACUCCACAACAGGCCCACUUUCAGCCAGACUAUUGCCCUCUUGAAUAUAUACCGGAACCCUCAAAACUCGGCCCAGUCUGCUGAUGGAAUAAACGCAGUCAGUGAUGUGGAGAUGCAGGAGCACUAUGAUGAGUUCUUUGAGGAGGUCUUUACAGAGAUGGAGGAGAAGUAUGGAGAGGUGGAGGAGAUGAACGUGUGUGAUAAUCUGGGUGACCAUUUGGUGGGAAAUGUCUAUGUGAAGUUCCGUCGUGAGGAGGACGCAGAGAAGGCCGUGCUGAACCUGAAUAACCGCUGGUUUAAUGGGCAGCCCAUCCAUGCUGAGCUUUCCCCUGUCACAGACUUCAGGGAGGCUUGCUGCAGGCAGUAUGAAAUGGGAGAGUGCACUCGAGGUGGCUUCUGCAAUUUCAUGCAUCUAAAGCCAAUCUCACGGGAACUCAGGAGAGAGCUGUAUGGCCGCCGACGAAAGAGGCAUCGCUCCCGCUCUCGCUCUCGCGAACGGCGCUCUCGUUCCCGUGACCGCAACCGAGGAGGUGGAGGUGGACGGGACCGCGAACGGCGGAGGUCCCGCGAUAGAGAACGCUCCGGAAGAUUUUAAAACCAUCCAUCUCUCCUCUUCCUGCUCACAACCUGCCCUCAAGUGGUCGUCUUCAGCCCUAAUGGCAAAAAAAAUUAACCAAUGUUGUGUUUUUACAUUACUUGACUUGGUCAUUUUUUUUUUCUGUAGCCCACCCCUUCCCAAUUUGUCCUGUAUCCCCUUUUUACAUACAUAGUUUUGGUUUCUCAAUAAAA
This is a messenger RNA of Colossoma macropomum (tambaqui), 977 nucleotides long. It is a transcript of the gene u2af1, whose product is annotated as U2 small nuclear RNA auxiliary factor 1. The transcript is spliced from 8 exons. Gene Ontology annotation, biological process: mRNA splicing, via spliceosome. Bases 85 to 783 code for a protein of 232 amino acids. The record is from RefSeq and is a predicted model, not a curated record. Gene Ontology annotation, molecular function: metal ion binding; pre-mRNA 3'-splice site binding. Lineage: Eukaryota; Metazoa; Chordata; Actinopteri; Characiformes; Serrasalmidae. Gene Ontology annotation, cellular component: spliceosomal complex; U2AF complex.